UGGCCAGAGGAGGUAAUGACAGGACAAAUGACUGCGAGAGACAAUGGUGUCCGCCCCAACCAAACCCGGAGGAUGGAGAAAAGUGGAGACAAGAUGUCUGACAGCGUCCUAACCCUCACCUGGGAGAUCGUCUACCUGCUGGCCGGAGAGGAUUGCACAGUAGUAAAGAAGACAUCUGGAGAUUGUGUGGCCCCCAGCAGUCGCCCCCAUGUGUCAGGAGGAUGGAGCAGGACUCGGGCCUGUAUCAGGGAGCCUCCACCUCCCUCACCGAUACCUGAGUCGAACAAUGAGCAAAAGAUCCUAGAACUUAUCUACAAGAUGGUGGAGAUACUGACUGGAGAGGUUCCUAUAAGGUGUCAGGAUGUGGCAGUCUAUUUUUCCAUGGAGGAGUGGGAGUAUGUAGAAGGACACAAGGAUCUGUACCCGGACAUUAUGGAGGACCCCCGGCCCCUCACAUCACCUGAUGGAUCCAGUAGAUUUCCCCGUCCUCUGAAUUCUUGGGAUUGUUCAGGAGUAAAUCGCAAUGUCCUUGAGGAUUGUCAGGUUCACGACCUUCAUACUGUCAAAGUUGAAGCUGUGGACGGUGAUGAGGAAUCUUUGUGCGAGACAACUUCUGUAUGUAUCAACCAAGAUGAGUGCACCAAGAACAUGGAAGGAAAUAUCCAUUUAUCUCCCGAAUGCAAAGUAGAAAAUAUCGACCUCGCCCAAGAUUCUUCUGGAAAUCUCCAGAUGAUUCUAAAUCUACCUCCAGGACUUCACAACAUAGAUCCGCCAUCCAGUAAUCCCAAGGAAAAUCUGUCUGUCAAAUCACAGAGUGAACCGUGUGACACAGCCAGUAAAAUGUUUUCAUGUUUGGAAUGUGGGAAACAAUUCUCCCAGAAAUCAAAUCUUUCCGUGCACAAGAGAAUCCACACUGGGGAGAAGCCCUUUUCAUGUCCGGAUUGCGGCAAACGUUUCGCACAGAAAUCUAAUCUCGUUGAACAUCAAAGAAUUCAUUCAGAGGAGAAACCGUUCUCAUGUUCAGAAUGUGGGAAACGUUUUACUCGGAAGGCGGGUCUGGUCACACAUCGGAAAACUCACACGGGGGAGAAGCCGUUCUCGUGUUCUGAAUGUGGGAAACGUUUUACCAGGAAAGCGGGACUUGUCGAUCACCUGACCAUCCACACGGGAGAGAAGCCGUUUUCGUGUUCAGAAUGUGGGAAAUGUUUCGCUCACAAGACGGGACUUGUCGAACAUCAGAAGACGCACGUGGAAGGGAAGCCUUUUACGUGUACAGAAUGUGGCCAUUUUUUCUCCCGUAAAUCUGCUCUGGUGGUACAUUGGAAAAUUCACACGGGUGAGAAGCCGUUCUCGUGUUCUGAAUGUGGGAAACGUUUUACCAGGAAAGCGGGACUUGUCGAUCACCUGACCAUCCACACGGGAGAGAAGCCGUUUUCGUGUUCAGAAUGUGGGAAAUGUUUCGCUCACAAGACGGGACUUGUCGAACAUCAGAAGACGCACGUGGAAGGGAAGCCUUUUACGUGUACAGAAUGUGGCCAUUUUUUCUCCCGUAAAUCUGCUCUGGUGGUACAUUGGAAAAUUCACACGGGUGAGAAGCCGUUCUCGUGUUCAGAAUGCGGGAAAUGCUUUAGCCAAAAAUCUAUCCUUGUCGAGCAUCAGAGAAUUCACACGGGGGAGAGGCCGUUUUUGUGUCAAGAAUGUGGGAAACGUUUUGCCCGGAAAUCGGUUCUUAUUAACCAUCAGAGAACUCACACGGGGGAGAAGCCGUAUUCGUGUGCGGAGUGCGGGAGAGCGUUCAGACAGAAGUCGGAUCUGGAUAAACAUCGGGGGGUUCACCUGGAGGAGAAGAUGUUUCCGGGUGGAGAAUACGAGGAGUGUCUAAUACCAAACUUCGAACACCAGAUGGACCCCAUUCAAAGUCAUUGUGACCUGUUGGUGUCCUUUGUGCAAUCAUCCAUCCAGGAGGAACCAACCUCAUGCUGUGAAGGAAAUCUCUCAGACUUCACCGAUCACUUACAGUCUCCUCCAAUUCAUAUUAAGAAAGAUUUAUUCCCACUUGAUGGAGGGCAGUGCCCCGACCCCAGCCUGUCUUUUCCCACACGCUAUAUGCAAUAUCCAUUCUAUCGUAUUAAGGAAGAACCCGUCUCAUAUGGCGGAGAACACCCAACAGACCAUUACAUUUAUACACCCACAGACCAUAACCAACAAUGUCCAUCUACUAGGAAAGACGGACAUUUUGGACAGAAGAUGACCUUUGACGCCCAUCAGAAAAUCUUCGCUCAGCAGAAGUCGUACUCAUGCGAGUGCGGGAAGGGAUUUACCCGUAGAACCCACUAUACGACCCAUCAGAGAAUUCACACGGGAGAGAAGCCGUUCUCCUGUUCCGACUGCGGGAAAAGCUUUUCUCAGAGGUCGUACGUUGUGUCACAUCAGAGAAUUCACACCGGGGAGCGACCCUUCUAUUGCUUGAAUUGCAGUAAAAGUUUUCGAAUAAAGAGUAGUCUGAACAAGCAUCUGAGGACUCACAAAUUCGACAACCCCUACACCUGCCCUCUGUGUAUGAAAACCUUCAUGCAUAAGGGGCAUUUUGUGGCCCAUCAGAGGAUUCACAUGGAGGAGAAGAGGUUCUCCUGUCCGUACUGCGAUAAGGCCUUCAUUCAUCACGGACACUUUGUCGCUCACCAAAGAAUCCACACAGAAGAGAAGAGGUUUUCGUGUCCUUACUGCGACAAGUCUUUCAUCCAUCACGGACAUUUUGUGGCUCACCAGAGAGUUCACACUGGAGAGAAGCCGUUCCCGUGUUCCGAUUGUGGGGCCCGUUUCAGCACUCACCAUAACCUGCGAAGGAUCCAAGAAGCCAAAGAAAUUGUCAGUAGGAAAAUGGGCAAGGCCCAACAGAGGCAACAGGAAGAUUACAACCGUCAUGACUCCGCCAAACCACUUCAAUUGGUCGAUAAAGUCUGGCUACGGAAGUUCCCAAGAACUAACAAGCUGGACUUCAUCUGGGAGAUAGAGCCCUAUACGGUGACGGCCAUAGCUUACCCCGAAUCUGAGGUAUACGAAGUACAGAAACCUGGGUAUGAGCCACAAGUCGUCCACCAGAAUUAUAUCAAGCUCUGUCUCAAAGAACAUCUACCUGUGCUCCCCGCCCCAUCUCCUCCAGAGGUCAGACCUGCGAGGGAGUACAUCCCUGCCGAGGGGAUCCACCCAUCUAUGGUUAUCACCAUAUUUUCUCCAAACCAGCCAGCAAUCUUCUGUGUUUCUCCAACCUCAGGACUAGUUCACCUCACAAUUUGCCUCAAAGAUAUAAGAAAACAACCACCACCACCACGUACAUGUACAAGGCUUUUCGGACGAAUGGUUAGUCUGGUGUCUGAUGAGUUGGGUGUAGUGAACAAAGAGUUCUCCGCACUCGGAACACGAGUAGGGUUUCUCUCCAGUGUGGACUCGCUGGUGUUUGAUGAGAUUCGAGCUGGUAUUGAAAUACUUCCCGCACUGGGAACAAUGGAAGGGCUUCUCUCCUGUGUGGAUUCUCUGGUGGAUCGUAAGAGUCGUCUUCCUGUUAAAGCUUUUUCCGCACUCCGAGCAGACGUAGGGCUUCUCCCCCGUGUGGCUCAUCAGGUGGAUGGCCAGGUGGACAUACUGGUUGAAGCAUUUGCCACACUCAGAACACGUGAAAGGUUUCUCUCCCGUGUGAGUCCUUUCGUGUAUGAGGCGCUGAGACUGUUCACACUUGAAGCACUUAAAGGUGAAGUCUGUGGACUGAGCGGCGGCAUGGUGACCAUUUUGACUAGCAUCCAUGUCAUCCUCUUCGAAAAGUUGGACACCGACAUUCACGGGAGUUUCUUUCGAGGCGUCCAUUUCAUCGCCGGAGUCCGAUUCCUGAGAUAUUUUCCGGGUCCGGAUCUUCCUUCAUGUAUGGAGAUGUAUAGAGCGGUGAAGGACCUGAGGACGGAUACUUAUAAGAUGGAGCGAGGUCAGAUCCCUGAGAGGAUCCUAAACCUCACCCUGGAGAUCAUCUACCUGCUGACCGGAGAGGAUUACGUCAUCGUGAAGAAGGAGCCGUCAGACCCAACCGGAGACAUCGCGGCAUCCGGUGAAUUCAGCGGCAAAGUCCAAAACUCCAUCACCAUCGAUCCCCCUCACUCCCUAAUAGAGAGGAACAAUGAGCAAAAGAUCCUGGAGCUGACCAACAAGAUCAUCGAGCUGCUGACGGGGGAGGUCCCCAGAGGAGAUGAAGAUGUGAGUCUGAAUUUCUCGGUUGAGGAUUGGGAACGUUACGGCCGCGACGCGGACGGUAACAUGGACGCCAUGAUGAUGGAGAACCACCAGAUGCUGAGCUCGCUGAAUAUGAGCGAGAUGGUGUCCGAAACCAGAAGCAGCAUGGUCAGCAUCAACCCAAAGAGACUCUAUCCCGGUAUUUGCAAGGCUCGUAAGAGAAAGGGCCAGCCGGUCAGAUACGUGGCCGAUAACUCCGCCCCCUGUGACGAUGACAACAUCAUCAACCAUUCCGAUGUCAGCGCCUAUCAACCGCGAGAAGAAUUCGUGCCUGUGAUUGUGAAAAACGAGGACGCAAAAGUUCACAUGCGCUCAGAGCACACGCAGACAGACUUGGUUGCGAGUCCUCCCAUAACGUAUCCUAAGGAGGAGCCAGAGGAGGAGAUGAAGAGUCCAGAGCCCGACUUUCUACGUGUGGACUAUGAUUCCGUCUUCAUGGCCAACCAAGGUUCUGUCUCUAUGGAGAGUAGUCGCAAACUCUACGACUGUGCUUUGUGCGGGAAAACCUUCACCAGCAAGUCAGGCAUUGUGAAGCACCAGAGGAUGCACGCGGGAAGAGUCGUCCCUUGUCCGGACUGCGGGAAGGAGUUCACCUGUAAUUCUGAGCUGGUGGCCCACCAGAGGACGCACACCGGGGAGAAACCGUUCCCCUGCCCCUCCUGCGGGAAGUGUUUCUCCACCAACACCAACCUGGUCGCGCACCAGAGAAUCCACACAGGGGAGAGGCCGUACACCUGCAUUGAGUGCGGCAAAAGUUUUACCAGCAGUUCGGACCUUGUCAAGCAUCAGAUAAUCCACACCGGAGAGAAACCUUUCUGCUGCCCUGACUGCGGAAAAGGUUUCACCAGCAAAUCCAACCUGGUCAAACACCAGCGAAUCCACACGGGCGAGAGGCCUUUCCUGUGCUCCGAAUGUGGCAAGGGCUUCGCCAUCAAGUCUAAUCUUAUCAAGCACCAGGUCGUCCACACCGGGGAGAAGCCGUACCCCUGUCCCGAGUGCGGGAAACGCUUCUCCAACCAGUCCAACGUUGCGAAACAUCACAGGACUCACUAUGGGGAGAAGCGGCUGGGUGUCCAAAGCUGAAUAAAGUUUUUAUCAUGUCGGACGAGCUUGUGGGGCUGGGGACUAUAGAGUCUUCCCUUCUUCUUGUCUAUGACCCGAUUCUCUUUGCCAGAAGAAGUUUUAGCCACACCUUUUCUUGCUAUUAGGAAACUUUUAACUGUUGGCCAUUCCAUAUAUUUUGUUUUUUUUAUUUUUUUGCAACCUCCACUGAUCUGCCAUAACAUUAAAUCAUGGUGAAAAAACAUGGAUUAUCUGGUGACAAUGGGAUCUGUUGGGGAAGGCGGGGUGGAGAGAUAUUAGGAGCAAGUGACCGGUCAGUUCUUGAAGUUGAUGUUAGACGCAGGGUGAAUGGUCAAGUAUAAGGAUCUGAGCGACCAGGACCCAACAGUGAUGUGUAGACUCCGGGGUCAGAUCGUCUCCAGGACUAUGUUCCCAAUAGGUACCAGUUAGUAUGGCCAAACUUGUCCAAGGAAGGACAACCAGGGACCGUACUACUUAAAAAUUCUUAAAUUUCCACAUUUGGGUAAGUAAUCAGAUUUGUAAUAUUAUCAAAUCCCAGAUAUGAUACAGAAUAACGUAUAAUAGCUGAACAUUGUAUGCCACGACUCACAAUCAUGUGAAAGUUAUUUUAUAAAUAAUGUAAAUUCAAAAUCAUUUUGGAUUUACUUUGUAAUUUACAAAGUAAAAUAUUUCAAAUAAUGCUGCUGAAAAGAGACUGCAAACCUGAGCGAGCUGUGGGCUAGGGUCACCGAUAGAUCACAUGGCCACAAGACAGCAAUCGUACAAUGCCUUCAAGAUGGAAAUCAAAGCUUGGAAGUUGCAGAAGAUGUUGGUUGUUCCCUAUCAACUGUUAAUAAUGCAUAAGGCAAGUAAAAAGGGAAUGGGAAUGCUAUGUAGGAAAAUAUAUGGGGAGAGUGAGGAAGACAUCAGGAUAGAAAAGUGAGAAACAUGCCUGGCAAAUAGAAAAUGUCGAACACAACAACUGGAGUCUUUUCCAACCAGGAUGCCUCAAGCUGUUGCAAAAGUACAAGUCCUUGCAUGCCCCAACCGACUGACCAAAGUUUCUAGAGAUCAAGAAGAGGGAGAAUAAAAAAUCCUCUGAAAUCCGACCCAAUUGAUGAUAAAUAAUCGUCGUCACAAGACACGGUCUAGUCAUGGGGCAGGUUCUUAGAAUGUUCCAUUAGAUUAAUGUUCUAUCAGCAGAAUGACAUUAUGGAGAAACGAGCCCGAACUUAAUCUAAUGGAACACUCUAGAAACCUGCCCCAUGACAAGACCCCGUCCUAUGACGAUUAUUUAUCAUCAGUUUCGUCAAAUUUUAAAGGAUUUUUUCCCUCUUCUUGAUCUCUAGAAACAUCGGCCAAUAAUACAAUUAUCUUCAGGAAUCUGAGGGACUCCUUAAAGGAGUAGUCCGGUGCUGAAAAACAUAUCCCCUAUUCUAAGGAUGGGGGAUAAGUUUCAGAUCACGGGGGGUCCGACCGCU
Messenger RNA from Hyla sarda, 6821 nucleotides. Its product is annotated as zinc finger protein 850-like. The transcript is spliced from 18 exons. NCBI's taxonomy places the organism in Eukaryota, Metazoa, Chordata, Amphibia, Anura, Hylidae. The coding region runs from base 16 to 5361 and encodes 1781 amino acids. Gene Ontology annotation, biological process: regulation of DNA-templated transcription. The record is from RefSeq and is a predicted model, not a curated record.